GUGUGUGUUUAGGGGGCGGGGUGGUUUAAGCGUGUAAAGCGUCCAGUUUCAGUUACUUUAGUUAGGUCUGUGUGUGCUCGGAGGUCGAUCGUGUUCUAAUUUUACUGUUUUUCUUAGAUGGGAGUGAGUUUGUUUCUCACAAAUACCCUUGGAAGUUUGUUUUAGUGUCACCGCCAUCUAAACUUUUUAUUCACUCCUUUACUUGUGUCAGUGUCAGUGUGUUCGCGAGGAUGUUGAAGGGUAAAGGACAGACUCCGCAUCCGUUCGUUCACGAAGUGACUCUAACAGCUGCUCAGCGGGUUCAGGGAACCAUUCUGGGCAUCGUUCUGUUUCCCAUCCGCAUCACCCUCGCCACCCUCUUCUUCCUGCUCAUGUGGCCCAUCGCUCGCCUGCGAUUGGCCGGUCUGUCGGAGGCGGAGCGGGCGGAGCCUGUGCAGGGUUGGCGUCGUUGGCUCUUCCAUCACAUCAUUCUCUUCCUCAGCCGGGCCGUCUUCUUCGCCGUGGGCUUCCUGUGGAUUAAAGUCAAAGGGCGUCAGGCGGGCCUGAAGGAAGCUCCGGUCCUGGCGGUGGCGCCUCACAGCGGGUUCUUGGACAUGCUGGUGCUGUGUGCGACGGGCCUGCCAAUCGUUGUGUCGCGAUCGGAGAACAGCAAACUACCUGUUAUAGGAGCGCUGUUGGAGUUUAAUCAGUCAGUGUUGGUGAGUCGGAAAGACCCUGAAUCCAGGAAGAAAUGUGUGUCUCAGAUCUGUGAGAGAGUCACAUCUGACGGCCGCUGGCCUCAGAUGCUCAUGUUUCCAGAAGGAACAACAACUAAUGGCCGAGCUCUUAUCAAAUUCAAACCUGGUGCGUUUCUGGCUGGAGUUCCUGUUCAGCCCGUCUUGCUUCACUAUCCCAGUGAUCCGGACACAGUUCGGUGGACUUGGAAAGGAUUGUCAUGGCUCGGCGCUCUCUGGCACACCACCUCUCAGAUCUACACCAGCGUUACUGUGGAGUUCCUGCCCGUCUACACGCCGUCACAGCAGGAGAAGGAAAACCCGGACUUAUAUGCUGAGAAUGUACAGAAACUCAUGGCCAAAGCUCUCGGCGUUCCUGCCACCGAUUAUGUGAUGGAGGGCCGUUUUCCUGUUAAAAAGCUCGGAAACCUCUCGCUUCCACUGGAACCUCCGGCUCAGGAAACCCUCAAACUGCUCCACAAACACGGUUUUACGAACGCUCGAGUGGAGACCGUGAUGAACGACAUGAUUGACAGCUGUCACUCAGGCCAGAGCACCACGGUAACAGCCGAUCACCUGACCUCUCUUUUGGGGCUCACGGACAGAACGACGGCAGUGAAGAUCUGCUCACUCUACUCAAAGGACGAUACGGUGGACAUGAGGCAGGUCUGUCUGAGCGUGUCAGCCGUGUCUGGCUUCAGGAGUCUGGAGUCUCUCAUACACACGGCGUUCACGUGGUACGACACUGACCAGGAUGGGCUGCUGAGCGCAGAUGAUCUGUCCAACCUGAUGGGGGCGCUGGUGGGAAUCCCGCAGUAUGCUGUUGAAGACAUGUACUCGGCGCUGACCAGCAGAGGGCGACCUACUGAAGCUUCUCUGCAAGACUUAUUGAGGACGCAUCCAGUUUAUCGGAAAGUCCUCACGGAGUAUCUCCACUCCAGUGGGCUCGCUGACGGAAACCACAAUGGAAUUCCCAAUGGGAAGGCCAACAGCAACAACAAUGGGAUUUAUAACGGCUACGAAGCGACCGGUAGGAAGUCGGAUUAAGGAGCGUCGAGCUGAGCUGACGGACAGUCCGACCGACCGCAUGUGCAAUAACUAACGUGGACUGUGUGAGAUGUGAAGCUGUGUGAAAGGGUAACGUUUACCUGACGAUGUCUUUGUCCUGUUCUCAUGUGAAUCUUGGUGCUGGGAAUGAUACUGUGAGAAUAUACCACUAAAUUAAUGUGCCUUGAAACAAAUACCUUUAUAUUUUAUAAUGAUCAGGAUCUGUAUGUGUAUUUAAUAGUGUAUGUUUUUGUCAUUUUUAACUUUGUAUAUCGGAAAACCCAAAGACAUUUGUUCUGUCAAAGACUUCAGCUGAUGUGUCAUAUUAUUUUAUACUUUAAUAUAUUAAAAUUCUUAAAGACGUGA
Messenger RNA from Megalobrama amblycephala (Wuchang bream), 2126 nucleotides. It is a transcript of the gene lpcat4, whose product is annotated as lysophosphatidylcholine acyltransferase 4. Gene Ontology annotation, biological process: phosphatidylcholine acyl-chain remodeling. Lineage: Eukaryota; Metazoa; Chordata; Actinopteri; Cypriniformes; Xenocyprididae. Gene Ontology annotation, molecular function: 1-acylglycerophosphocholine O-acyltransferase activity; calcium ion binding. The record is from RefSeq and is a predicted model, not a curated record. Gene Ontology annotation, cellular component: endoplasmic reticulum. The transcript has 14 exons. Bases 231 to 1760 code for a protein of 509 amino acids.